AUGCAGAAGCUGCUGGCAUCUCAGCCACACAUCGAAAAGGUUAGGAAUGCUCUGGCGAAUGAUGGCAUUCAAUGGGUAUUCAUUCCACCACAUGCUCCUCAUUGGGGAGGAAAAUGGGAAUCUGCAGUCAGAUGCGUAAAGCUGCAUAUUCGCCGAGUCAUUGGGAAAUCUACUCUCACCUACGAGCAGAUGCGAACUCUACUUGCACAAGUCAGUGCGGUGGUCAACUCACGACCCUUGUGCUACAACUCGGACACAGAUAUCAAUUAUUUGUCGCCAGCACAUUUCUUGAUCGGCAGGCCUCUCACAACUAUACCAGAGGCAGACUUAGGCCACAUCCCCGUGGGCCGACUUGGGUACUGGCAAAGUAUCCAAUCUAUGAUGCAAGGUUUCUGGAAGCAAUGGCAUCAGGAGUAUCUUACCACAUUGCAACAGCGUCCAAAGUGGACCACUACAACACCAAAUAUAGCAGUGGGAGAUGUGGUGCUUGUAAAGGAAUCGAACACCCCACCAGCUCACUGGCAUCUGGCGCUGGUUCUCGAAGCCUACCCAGGCAAGGAUCAAUUGGUUCGAGCGGUUAGACUCAAGACCUCUUCGGGAGAAUUAACUCGGCCAAUCACCAAGGUUGCGGUAUUGCCCCGUUCAGAAACUGUGUUUCAGGGCGGGCCGGGAUCGACGCUUUCCUUAACCAAGGAGCAUUCAGCUCCAGAGUCGAAACAAAAUGGAACGGACUCACCGGUUGAACUGCUCCUGAUGGCGGAGCUACAGUACAGAUGUCUACACGUUUCUCAAUUACUCGGUCGUUUCCUCGUGAUCGUCCUUUUGGACAAGCGGAUGCGAAGUGUCCAAGCUCGUCGCAUUUGA
Molecule: messenger RNA, 864 nt
Organism: Drosophila willistoni
Lineage: Eukaryota; Metazoa; Arthropoda; Insecta; Diptera; Drosophilidae
Exons: 2
Coding region: 1-864 (287 amino acids)
Molecular function (GO): nucleic acid binding
Source: RefSeq, a predicted model, not a curated record